UAGCAGGGUCUCAGAUCCCAUGUUAGUACAAACAGAACCGGGACAAGGCUCCUGGGUCUGGUUUGGAAAGGGUGGGGCUUAGUGGUCACAUGUUAUUAGGGAAAUGCUCAUGGUUGUGGCUGAGGUUGGACGGCUGAGGAAGUAUAUCCAUGACAACGGGGAAAUCUGCAUCCUCUCUGGGUUUCCUGUGGAGGUGCAGCUAUGUUGAACAGGGAGGGGAGAAAGCAACGGACAGAAAGAACGUGCAAGUGUUUUCGCGACACACGUACAAGAGUCCGCGGCCCAAUCUCCAGGUCGACCCCCGCCAUGCCCCCGACGCGUCCCGACCGGAGAGCUGCUGGGCGAGCAGAGCGCCUGAGGCUGACAGUGUGUGUGUGGUGGGUGUGGUGGGCUCCGGCGGUGGGGCGUGUUGCUGGCGCCCCCCCCCCUGCGCCCCAGCAGAGCGACCUCAGCCUGCGGAGAGCCUUCCUGGGGCUCGACAAGUGCAACGCCUGCGUGGGGACGUCCGUCUGCAAGAAGCUCUUCAGGAACCAGAUCAUGUUUGACUGGUGGAUCUCCCCACAUGCUGCUGCUACUGCUGCGUUGGCUCAGAAACAGAGUUUCAUGGCUAACCUUACAGAUGAUUCAUCGAGCUGGCGUCUGGUGGCGUUAUCCUUUCUCUCCUCCCCUGACCUGCACGCACCUUCCGACCGCUCCAUCUGUCGCUCGGCAGGACGGCAGAGUCCCUGCAGCAUUGAGGUGGUCCUAAAGGCCACCAGAAGAUUCAAGAGCCUCAACCAAUCGCAUAUCUUGCUGCCCCAUAUGGUGGAGGGUCUGAGGACUCCCCUGCUGCGCUGCCCGUCCCAGAGGCUGUUGGACCGCAUCGUGAGGCGCUACGCCGAGGUGGUGGACGUGGGGAGCGUUCAGAUGAAGCACUUCUCAGAGCGAGACAAACUACGGCUGCUCCACACGCUGGCCAUCAAUCAACAGCCUCUCAUGCUGCAGAUGUUCCCUGGCACGGAGGGCUGGCCAUUCCCCAGGUACCAGGGCUCGUGUGGCAGGCUGAUGGUGUGGGCGAGCUCCAGGCCUCUGUGGGGCCUGUAUGGUUCAUCUGAAGAGUUCUUCCAGAGGGUAGACGUGGCCUACCAACUGCUCCAGAUCACCCAGGGUCUGGGUCACAACAGCCUGGGCUUCCAAAUCUACUACACCAGGCUGGAAGAAGACAUGUUUGGCCUGCUGGAUGACCAGAGAGUGUUUAUCUCUGAUGCUAGCAGCCUAGGUGUCAUUGACCUGGAGCAGGGGCUUCCCCCUGACACCCCCUCCCACUCAGGCUCUGGAAAGGACAUCUUCUCCUGCCUGGGUCAGGGUUUGUCCACCUGUCAUCGCCCCCCUCCCUGUAGCUCCGUCCGACCCACCCAGAGCUUCACGCUGCUCUGCACGGUCCUCCUGCCCCGACUGUUGCUCACCCCCAGUGAGAAGGGGGAGGGAAAGGCAGCCAGGCUACCCGAAGAUGUGCCCCUAAUGCUGGGAGUGUGUGCUAACCCUAGCCAGCCUGACUGGAAGAUCAUGGCAGCCGUAGGCUCUCUGAUAGACCUCCUUAAGCCCCUGAGGCCCUGCAACCCAUAUUUUGCAUACAGGUACCCCGAGUGCACAUACAACCACAAAUACUAAGAGGCGGCAGAACCACAUUACCCAUACUGCCCGGCAAAAGAUAGGCAGUGAAGAAAUGACCAGGGAUCCUGAAACCUUUUACGGAAAAGCCCAGCUGCCAGAGUGGUAUGAGUGAACAACUGCAUACAUCUAAAAGUAUGUAUGUAAAUGUUUCUAAAAGAAUGUAUGUAAUAGCAGUUCAUGCCUCCCUCAGUCCUCGGCUAAUUACUUUCCAGGUAGUAGCUUCUCUGCUCCAGAGAA
This is a messenger RNA of Esox lucius (northern pike), 1890 nucleotides long. It is a transcript of the gene dipk2b, whose product is annotated as divergent protein kinase domain 2B. The coding region runs from base 202 to 1650 and encodes 482 amino acids. The transcript has 5 exons. The record is from RefSeq and is a predicted model, not a curated record. NCBI's taxonomy places the organism in Eukaryota, Metazoa, Chordata, Actinopteri, Esociformes, Esocidae.